AAACUAAAAUUCGUUGUGUAUAAUUAUAAUUCCCCUUGGUUCACCUUUUCGGUUUAUCCUUUGGAGAGCCCCUUGUUUUAAUACUUUGACCCUUGGUUACCGUGGUAACAUAUCAAUCCUGUGGGGAGCCCCUCGUUGAUACCUUAAAUAGUUGUUAAAAGUAUGCACGGGCAGUACCCGGGAACAUCAGCCGAUAGACGUGGUCGUCAUCCCGUCUAGUGCUCAGGGGCCUGUUUUAGAAAAACAUCAGGGUCUUUUCUGCCUUGUUUUGCUGUAAAUUUCCCCGUCCCUACAGAACGUCAAUUCCUGUCAGGGAAGGAGGGUUCUUGGGUGCUGAAAUAUUUCCGGCUCCUGUAUUUAUAAGUAGCCGUUUCCAUUUUCAUGGGAUAAUUUAUAGAGACCGCUGUUCUACAGUGAGUGAGUGAACUACGGCGGCCCUUUCGACACAUCUCUAAAACUACUUAUGAAUUUAUACCUGAGGGUGAUCCUCGCAGUUUUACCAAUUUAUAAUCGUCAAUGCAGAUACGUGCUUUAACUUAACAUUGUGAAAGUUUGAUAUUUAUAUAAUUUGUGUCAUUUGAAAACUUAUAUUCUGUUUAUUGAGUUUAUUGAAAGAAACCUCCAAUCAGCGUGGACGAGGCCAUGGGUUAUUUACAUUUCCAAGGAAAACUUUCGUCUAAUGAAGCCUCGAUAGACCCGUGCAGCAUGUGAACUUUCUACAUGUACUUCAACUUAGUUCUGGUGGUUGCCGAUAUACCUAAACCUGACUGUAACCACGUGUUCACCUGAGGGUUCUUAAAUACCACGUGCACCGGAACCGGGCUGACUAUAUAGACUUUUCCUUCAUUUCAUUAUUUAAUUUGUAUAUUUUUGUUUGUUUGGUUUUUUCUCGUUGAAUUUUCUGUUUAAUUUUAUUUUAUUUUGUUAUUAAAUAUUUUGUUAAAAAGUUCAUACUUGUUCUGUUGAUUUAUGUAAGUUCAUCAGGAUGCAUAAUCACACAUCCUCACAAAUGGUGGCAGCGGUGGGAUGCAUCUGAGCUUGCAUAAAUCAAAAGAUGUUCUUGUGUUUGCAUGUUAGAAAUUUUGACUUUGAUAUUUCUUAUUUUUGUAUGUUUCAGCGCAUAAACUUUCACAAUGUCACAUAUGCCGAAAUGGAUGACCGAGCUUAUCGCGAAAGGGUCAAGCGUCAAGGACUGUUUAGAGGUGUGGCGUCAGGAGCAGGAGGCAAUGAGAGCUGAGAGAGAGUCUGCUAGGGCUGAAAGAGAGGCAGUGAGGGCAGAGAAAGAAGCUGAGCGAGAACUUGAGAAAGUAAGGUUAGCUCAUGAAAGAGAGGAGCGUCAAGCUAAGAGAGACAGAGAUAAGUGGGAGGCUGAGAAAGAGAUUAAGUUGAAAGAGUUAGCUCUUAAAGAAAGAGAGUUAGAAACUGGUCCCUCCCCUCAGAGUGUUCAAACUCCUAGUGUAAAGUUGCCCAAAUUUGAAGAAGGUCAAGACCCUGAUGUUUUUCUAAAAUCAUUUGAGAAAAUAGCGGGCUUACAAAAGUGGGAUAAAUCUCAAUGGGCGGUUCGUUUAGUCCCCAUGCUAUCGGGUAAAGCUCUUGAGGCCUAUUCUAGAUUGUCAGAUGAGGAGAGUGAUAAUUACGAUGCUAUCAAAACUGCUAUUCUGAAAAGGUAUGAAUUGACUUCAGAGGCUUAUCGGGAUAAGUUUAGGAAGUGUAGACAGUUCAGUGAUGAGUCAUUUAAAGAUUUUGUUGUUCGUGCAGAAAGGUUCUUUCACCAUUGGUGUGAUAGGGAGGAUAUUGGGUCAGACUUUGAAUUGUUGUUUGAUUUGAUUUUGAGAGAACAGGUGAUAGGAAGUUGUUCAAAUGAUUUGCAAUUGUGGGUUCGUGAGCAUACUCCAAAGUCUAUCAAAGAUGUUAUAACUUUGUCGGAGUCAUUUCAGGUUGCACAUAAAGGCAGUAAUGCAGGUGGUGGACGAGGUAACGCAGGGGAAAAGCCGGGUCCCAGACCCAAUAAGUUUGGUUCAGGUCAGUUCCAAAGGGGUAAGCAUGUCUCGCCAUCAGAGCAAAGUAAAACAUGUUACAAGUGUAACCGGGUAGGACAUAUUGCGCCAAAUUGUCCUUUGCGUAGUACAUAUCAGUCGAAACCUCCUUUUAAUCAAAACCACCCAGGUAAUCAAAAGUCGAAAGAGCGGUUUGGUUUGUGUCUUGAUGAAAAUAUGAAAGUUUCUGAUCAGGGUGAUGGUGUUCAUGAGAAUAAGAUGGUUGUUAAGUUGUCUGGCGUAUCAGCUACUGAUGAGUCUAGUCUUGAAACAUGUUGUGAAUCGGGUCUAGAUUUGGUAAGUGGGGAAGUUGGUGAAAAAGUUGUCUCAGUUUUGAGGGACACUGGAUGUUCCACUGUGUUUGUUAAUAGUAAGUUGGUUUCAGAUGAUGGGUUUCAGAGAACUUGCAGUGAGGCGAUAGUAAGUGUGAAAACGCCAUACAUUUCAGGUAAGGUGCACGCGCUAUGUCUUGACUCACCUUUUGCUGAUGUAAUUAUUGGCAACAAUGUAAGCAUUGUAGUACCGAAAGAGGCAGCACCUUUGACCAUGAUUGAGACUGCAGAAACAGUGGAUGAAAAAGAAUGUGGAGUUGUUCAAACUAGAUCAGAGACAAGGAAACAGGAGGAUGCAAAGAAACCAAAGCUGGAUGAUUUGAAAGAAGUGGACACAGAACAUGAAGGUAUGUGGUGUAAUAGAGAGAAAUUGAUCGAGCAUCAGAAAACUGACGACAGCUUGAAAUCGGUGUUAGAGAUGGCCCAAAAUGGUCCACAUGAAGGAAAGUCUUAUUUCAUCCUGAAAAAUGAUUUACUGUAUAGAGUUUUUGACUCAGACUCUGGCGAAAAGGUAUUCCAGAUUGUUGCUCCAAAGAAUCUGCGCAGUAGUAUUAUGUCAUUAGCUCACGACACGCCACUGGCUGGACAUCUUGGAAACAAGAAAACAAGAGAAAGAAUUAUGAGAAACUUCUUUUGGCCAGGUAUGUAUAUAGAUAUAUCUCGGUAUUGUAAGUCAUGCUCUAUUUGUCAAAAGGGGACGCAAAGAGGGAGAACGCCAAAAGCGAAAUUGGUGCCAAUUCCAAAGAUCGAUGUUCCAUUUUCCAGAGUAGCGAUUGAUUUUGUGGGCCCAUUACCGAUGACAGAAAAGAAAAACAGGUAUAUUCUGGUAUGUAUGGAUUAUGCCACUCGAUUUCCAGAGGCUUUUCCGAUGAAAAACCAAGACGCAGAAAGUGUGGCAAAUGCGCUGAUAGAAAUGUUCUCAAGGGUAGGUUUUCCUAAAGAAAUUUUAUCAGAUCAGGGGACAAAUUUUAUGUCAUCUCUCAUAUCAGAACUGUGCAAAAUGCUUAAGGUCCGUAAGCUGUCAACUACCCCUUAUCAUCCCCAAGCAAACGGGCUAGUAGAAAGAUUUAAUGGGACUCUUAAACAGAUGUUGAAAGCAUAUGCAGUUGUAGAGCCAUUAAAAUGGGAUGUUCAUUUACCAUAUGUACUUUUUGCCUAUAGAGAGGUCCCGAACGAAACAACAGGUUUUACUCCAUUUGAACUUCUUUAUGCCAGACAUGUCAGAGGCCCCCUGGACAUAUUAAAGGAGCAGUGGGAAGAACCAACCGAGGAACAAACGUCAAGUUCAUACUUGUUCUGUUGA
This is a messenger RNA of Magallana angulata, 3671 nucleotides long. RefSeq lists its product as uncharacterized. Gene Ontology annotation, biological process: DNA integration. NCBI's taxonomy places the organism in Eukaryota, Metazoa, Mollusca, Bivalvia, Ostreida, Ostreidae. The transcript is spliced from 2 exons. Gene Ontology annotation, molecular function: nucleic acid binding; zinc ion binding. The coding region runs from base 1134 to 3671 and encodes 845 amino acids. The record is from RefSeq and is a predicted model, not a curated record.